AGCCCUUUCCAACCCUUCAUGGAUCAUCUUCCUUCCCUUCCUCCAUCGAACAACAACAGCUUCAACAACACCAAACAAAGUAAUAGCACAAAACAGAGCGACAACAGCAGAACAGAUCUGCAUCUGCUCUCAACCACCACCAUCAACAGCCCCUUCCAGCCCUUCGCGGUUCAACUUCCUUGCCGGCCACUAAACAACAGUAGCUUCUUCACCGAAUAGAGCAGUAGCACCAAACAAAGCUGCAGCACUGAACAGAGCAGCAUCUGCUGCUCACCUUCCUCUCCUUCCCAGUGGGUAGAAACAACCUCUUUUCAUCCAUCGAACAGAGCAGUAGCACUUUCCUCUCCUUCAUCCACCGAACCAAGCAGCAGCAGCAGCAAAACCGAGCAGCACUUGUUUCCAGUGGGUAAUAAUUGCAGUUUUAUCUU
This is a messenger RNA of Rubroshorea leprosula, 428 nucleotides long. The record is from the annotation of a GenBank genome assembly. Lineage: Eukaryota; Viridiplantae; Streptophyta; Magnoliopsida; Malvales; Dipterocarpaceae.